Messenger RNA from Clonostachys rhizophaga, 1461 nucleotides. The record is from the annotation of a GenBank genome assembly. NCBI's taxonomy places the organism in Eukaryota, Fungi, Ascomycota, Sordariomycetes, Hypocreales, Bionectriaceae.
AUGGCAGCCAAGAGACUCUCACAGGAGCUCGACAUGGCCCGCAUCACCGAAGAGGCAGAAUCCCUCCCCUUCUCGCCAAAGCACGAGAACGACUGCUUCCGCCAGAAAUUCCACGAUAUCCCCCGCUACCUCUUCCGCGUCUUCACCCCCAUCUCCGGCUCCGCGACCGACGCCGCCUGGGCCCAGUCCCUCGACUCGCGGCAGGGCGGCACCAGCAGCAGGGUGGACCUCUUCGACCGGGGCGACAACCGGCUCGUGGCGGACAUGCUGAACAAGCACCUCCGGUGGCAGGACGCCAACGCCGGCGGGGACGGGGAGGACAGCAACGUCGUGUCCUGGACCAGCUCGCUGCUGUACGCCCUCGUGCACGUGUACCAGCUGCACGCCAGCACGCGGGACGGCUCGGCCCUCGAGGACAUCAAGCUCUGUAUUGUAGAUACGACCGAGUGCCCGGACAGGAGCUUCGUGCGGGACAUUGACCUCAUCCGCUCCUUCAGCCUGUUCGACAUCGGCUUGCGGGAUCUCAAGAACCUGCGGCUGGGCAAGUCGCAGAGCAAGUCGUCCGGGUGCUACUACUUCGGCGAGUACCUCUCCCAGGGCGCGCUGAAGAUCGAGGGCAGGUGCCAGAUCGUGUCGGCGAUGGAUAUCAUCAAUGCUGGGCUGUACAAGAUGCUGCCUGAGCUGGAGGAGUUUGAGAACUGGAACCGCGAUGAGAAGCCCCCCUGCGCGCGGAUGGUGGUCCGGCUUCGCAAGAGCCUGGGCUCGAGGGUGGUGCCCGCGGCGUGGAGGGAGGUUGACGGCGAGAUCAACGCCGCGCUCAGAAUUGCGCAGCUGUUUGAACCUCGCUGGAGACUACCCAUGGCUGCGAGUUUGAUUGCACUCGUCCCGAACUUAUGCUCAGAUGCAGAGAUUCUGAGGGCAUUCCGAAGAGAACUAUUCACAGACGCCGAGAGAAGGUUGUGUUCUCGUGAGAGAACCGUCAUCAUGGCAUAUGAUACUCUGCCAGAGGUUCAGAAAUUCAGCGAUAUCAUGAGGAGUGUCUACAAAGACUUCUGUCUCUCAAAAUCAAAAGAAUACGUUGAUCGGGCGGAAGGGCUCGUCCGCAGCGCUCUACUCUGGGGAGGAUCAACAGCCAGUCCCAGUGCUUCAGACCAUGACAUGACUCUCCUCGACCCGAUACACGAUGAUAUUGUAGAUCGUUUGGACGACAUAAUCAGAUGGAGCAGUUCACUACGUCAGGAGAUGCUCAAGUCCCGGAUGGUGUUGGUCGACACUGAAUCAUCGGACAAGCAGAGCUUUGAUGAUUCGCUUGAAUUCGAGGUUGGCGACACUACGCUGUCAUCAUCUCCACGUACCGACAUGGAGCAUAGUGAGAUCAUUGACUGUGAAGCGUUCCCCUUCAGGUCCUUGGGGAAUCGCGAGAAGUCGGUCAUCGGAGGGCUCUACAUCGAUCCAAUCUAG